Molecule: messenger RNA, 6307 nt
Organism: Salvelinus fontinalis (brook trout)
Lineage: Eukaryota; Metazoa; Chordata; Actinopteri; Salmoniformes; Salmonidae
Product: segment polarity protein dishevelled homolog DVL-2-like
Exons: 15
Coding region: 410-2746 (778 amino acids)
Biological process (GO): canonical Wnt signaling pathway; intracellular signal transduction
Cellular component (GO): cytosol
Molecular function (GO): frizzled binding
Source: RefSeq, a predicted model, not a curated record
UAUCUGUUGGGAUUUCAAUUGGAUGUCCCGAGCAGGGAAGGGGAUGUAGGGGCGUAAAGAUACGCCUAUGUAGCCUAUAACGUCACACGCCGCGUUGGCUACUAGCAGUGCAGGGAUAGCUUUGUGCCCCCUCUUUCCCUACCCAGUUGAUGAGUAAAAAGUUUUAGGAAACUGUACGAAUUUCAGCGUACCUGAGGGAAUUAAACUAUCUAACACAAACUGGAAAGCUACCGAAUAAUUAAUGUAUGCAAGGACAGCUGCAAGUAACCAACCAACCGAAGCAUUUAAAUGGUCGCGAUUUCAGAAGUAGAAUAGUUCGCUUAGAGGGUAACUUUACGGUCAGACCUCGUCCACUCGUACUGUUCUACUCGGUGUGUAAAGUUCUGAGGGGUCGAAGAAGGCUGGUGAAAUGGCGGAAACCAAAAUAAUCUACCACAUAGACGAGGAGGAGACGCCGUAUCUGGUGAAGAUCCCUAUUCCUUCUGAAGACAUAACACUUUUGGAUUUCAAACAAGUUUUGAACAAGCCGAAUUAUAAAUUUUUCUUCAAAUCUAUGGAUCAGGAUUUCGGUGUGGUGAAAGAAGAGAUUUCGGAGGACGCUGCCAAGCUACCUUGUUUCAAUGGGAGAGUUGUGUCAUGGCUGGUAUCCUCAGACAGUCCCCUUGCGGAGCCCCCUCUUCCCCCGGUGGAGGUCUGUACGGAGUCCUCUCCCCCCCCUCCCCCUCUGCCUCCCCUACCGGUGGAGAGGACAGGGGGCAUCGGAGACUCCAGACCCCCGUCGUUCCAUCCCAAUGUGGCGGGUAGUGUUGAGAACCUGGAUGAGCGUACUGAGACAGAGUCAGUGGUGUCAUUCAGAAGGGAGAAGCCCAGACGGAGGGAAAGCAUGGAGCAGCAUGGGCCGCGGAUGAAUGGACAGAGCCGUCGGGAGCGCCACCUGGCAGGCUACGAGAGUGCCUCCACCAUCAUGAGCAGCGAGCUGGACACCACCAGCUUCUGUGACUCGGACGAUGACACCAUGAGCAGGUUCAGCAGCACCACAGAACAGAGCACAGCCUCUAGGCUACUGAAGCGCCACCGCAGACGCCGGAAGCAGCGUCCCACCAGGCUGGAGAGGGCGUCUUCGUUCAGCAGUGUGACAGACUCCACCAUGUCCCUUAACAUCAUCACUGUUACUCUCAACAUGGAUAAAUACAACUUCUUGGGCAUCAGUAUCGUGGGUCAGAGCAACGAGAGGGGCGACGGGGGUAUCUACAUCGGUUCCAUUAUGAAGGGAGGUGCUGUGGCUGCUGAUGGGCGGAUCGAACCAGGAGACAUGCUGCUGCAGGUGAACGACAUCAACUUUGAGAACAUGAGUAAUGACGAUGCUGUCCGUGUGCUGAGAGAGAUUGUACAUAAACCUGGACCUAUUAUCCUGACAGUAGCUAAAUGCUGGGACCCGUCACCCCAGGGCUACUUCACCCUCCCACGCAUGUACACCCCCAUUGUUCUUCCAGAUGAGCCGAUCCGGCCCAUAGACCCGGCUGUGUGGGUGAGCCAUUCUGUGGCCAUGACAGGGGCCUACCCUCCCUACCCCGGCAGCUCCUCUCUCAGCACCAUCACCUCCAACUCCUCGGUGACCGAGACAGAGCGUGAGUCCCUCUGCCUGUCUCUGGCCCACAAAGGGUUUGAUGACUUCAACCUGUCCCUGCACUCUGACAUGGCGUCGGUGGCUAAGGCCAUGGCCUCCCCAGAGUCUGGUCUGGAGGUCCGGGACAGGAUGUGGCUCAAGAUCACCAUCCCCAACGCCUUCCUUGGUUCUGAUGUGGUGGAGUGGCUCUACCAACACAUUGAGGGCUUCCAGGACCGGCGUGAAGCCAGGAAGUAUGCCAGUAACCUGCUGAAAGCUGGCUUCAUCCGCCACACGGUCAACAAGAUCACCUUCUCAGAGCAAUGCUACUACAUCUUCGGUGACUUCAGCGACUGUGAGAACUACAUGGCAAACCUCUCCCUGAAUGACAACGACGGUUCUAGUGGGGCCUCAGACCAGGACACCCUGGCCCCCCUGCCCCUCCCGGGGGCCACACCCUGGCCCCUGAUGCACACGUUCCCCUCCUACCAGUACACAUCCAACCCCUACUCCAGCCAGCCGCCCCCCUACCACGAGCUUUCCAGCUACGCGCCAGGCAGCACGGGGAGCCAGCAUAGCGAGGGGAGCCGGAGCAGUGGCUCCACCCGGAGCGAGGGAGAGCGACGGAGGGGAGGGAAAGGCACAGGAGGGGUGGGCAGUACUAGCGGCCGGGAUGAGAAGUCACCAGUAGGCGGAGACGGAGGCAGGGACUCUCGCUCAGGAAGCGGCAGCGAAUCAGAGUAUUCUGUACGGAGCAGCCUGAGGAGGGGGGAACACGGAGGCUCGGCCACCCCCAGUGAACACAGCCACUAUAGCCACGUCAGCCAGCGCUCACACCACCGCGCACCCCCUCCACACCUCCAAUUCCCACAGGGCAUCCCCCUUUCAUACAACCCCAUGAUGCUUAUGAUGGUCCCCCAGCACCCCCAUCACCCUCACGUGCAACCACACACCCUCCAGGGCCUGGGGCAGACAGGGCCCUCGAUGCCGGGCCUACCCCCUGGCACCAUCCCCGGGGGACCUCCAGGGGCACCCCCAACCCGUGACCUGGGCUCUGUGCCCCCAGAGCUCACCGCCUCGCGUCAGUCCUUCCACCUUGCCAUGGGAAAUCCCAGUGAGUUCUUUGUGGACGUCAUGUAGGAGUGGAGACACUACAGAGGGUUGAGUCCCAAAUGGCACCUAAUUCCCUACAUAGUGCACUACUUUUGACCUGAGUCCAAUGAGCCCUGGUCAAAAGUAGUGCCCCUCUGGGACUGACUCAGAGGCUGUAUAUGGGGAAGUUGGUGUCCAGAAUCAGAAGGAUGCACGCUGCAGCAUAAGGCAACAUUAGAGCGGUACCAGCAACAUUCACGAGUUGCCUUGAUUCAUUUGAAUUCUUGGAAAGCUUUAUGAGCCUAAACCCAGACCAUUGUCUCUCUUUGUGAUGUCAUUGGUUAACCAUGGUUUUAUUAAGUGUCUCCUCAUCUGACUGGAAUCAGUUACCUCUAGAUGUUUACCUAUCUCUGCCUUAUCUUACAAGCUGGUAAACAUCUAGAGCAGGGGUGUCAAACUCAUUCCACGGAGGGCCUAGUGUCUGCAGGUUUUUGGUUUUUCCUUUCAAUAAAGCCCUAGACAACCAGGUGUGGGGAGUUCCUAACUAAUUAGUGAUGUUAAUUCAUCAAUCAAGUACAAGGGAGGAGCGAAAACCCGCAGACACUCGGCCCUCCGUGGAAUGAGUUUGACACCUGUGAUCUAGAGUAAGCAAAGAUGAGUAAUUCCUGUCAGCUCAGGAUUCACCUAAUAAAAACCUUAAAUUGAGCUUCAUCAAGGGUAAUAGGAAUACCUAUAUUUCUCUGUUGUUCAGACAGGAACAUAGGUCAUUAUGUCAAUUUUUACAAAAUGAAAACGGAAUACAUUUCACUUCAAGUAAUUGUACAUAAUUCAAUGUGCCACGCAAUUACGACCACUGUCACAUAGCGGUGAUCAUGUUCCUAAACAACAUGUCACACACGUCACUCAUAGUGAUAUGGAGCGUAGUACUACUAUAGCCUACUUAGGAGGUUAAUUGCUGUGGUGUUCUUGGAAUAUGGUACUAAAACACUACCAGCUGGAGAAGGAAAGUGUUGUAUACAUGUAUCUGUUAAUUGAAAUGGAUGAAUUCAUGCAUGCAUUCACAUUUUGAUCUACUGAUAACCAGCAGUAGGAAUGUUUUUUUUUUUGUUUUAUGAGAAGCUCUGUUGUCGGGUUUGUGUUUGCAUGCACUCACGCUCAGGUCCUGUAUUCACAAAGCAAGUAGGUAGGCUGAUCUAGGAUCAGGUGCCCCCGUCCAUAUAACCGUAUUCAUUAUGAUUUGACAAGACUCUGAUAUGAUUGAUGAAUAAGGGCCCAGGUAUUGUGGAAGCCUCCUGUCCUCUGCGGUAACUGGUGAGCCCCCUGAUUCUGUUGUGAUUUGCGCCUUACUGGUCAGUCGGCUUGAUGCAGUGUGUGAAUUGGGCCGGUACACACAGGUACUGAUUACUGUACUGCUUUAGUACUGGCCACUCUUUUAUAUUGGUAUAAAUAUAUGAGUGCUGGCACCCAAAAUGACUACGGUACCAGCACCUAUUUCAGUUCACUUCAAACACCGGGUGGAUGACUGGGAGAUGGAAGCUGGUACAGACCGACAGACUGAAGUAUUUGCGAUAGCAGUUGGUGAGGGUCAAAGGAUGUAGCCUGGUUAAACCAGACUGAAUGCUAUGCUCUCGCCAUUGUUUUGAGUGCUGCAUUCAGUCUGGUUUACCAGGCUACAAAGAAUUGAAAAAGAAGCAAAUACAAAAUAGUUGAUAUAGCUCUGAUCUCGCACUCCUACCCACAUUUUGUUUUUUUUAACUGAGUGACAUACACUUUUUUUUUUAUGUAUACAUUUAUAUAAUUGUAUUAAAAGGUUCUUGAUGAAGAGAAUAGUUAUGUUUCUUAGUAUGGCACAGUCAGUAAUGCAUUGUCAUAUUUGCUUGUUUGUCACUUUUUUACAUUUGUACAAUUUAGUCAUUUAGCGGACACUCUUAUCCAGAGAGACUUAGUUAGUGCAUUUAUCUUAAGAUGGCGAGGUGGAACAACCACAUAUCAGUCAUAGUAAGUACAUUUUUCCUCAAAGUAGCAAAGUCUGAGCUAGUAAGGGGGAAAUUGCAAUUGUAUUACAGUUUAAAUACAACUCUACUAAAUUUAAAGUUUUUCCCUUAAUUUGUAGAUAACAUAAUUGUGUGUAAAAGCCUUAAUUGUAAUUUUUAACUGAACUUCAAUGAUGGUGGCAAAAAAAAUAUUUGACACUUAUUUAAUUGUUUUUAGAAGAAGCCUAAUUUGGCUUUUGACUCUGUCCUUGAAUAAAAUAAAAUGGUUAUUUACUGAACAUAAAUACAACAUGCAACAAUUUUAAGAUUUUGCUCAGUUGUAGUUCAUGUAAGGAAGUCAGUCAAUUUAACUAAAUAAAUUUGUUCCUACUCUAUAGAUUUCACAUGACUGGGCAGGGGCGCAGCCAAGAGUGGGCCUGGGAGGGCAUAGGUCCAUCCACUUGGGAGCCAGGUCCAAAUCAAAUGUAUUUGUCACAUGUGGCUAAUACAACCGGUGGAGACCUUAUCGUGAAAUGCUUACUUACAAGCCCUUAACCAACAAUGCAGUUGAAGAAAUAGUCAAGAAAAUAUUUAUAAUGAACUAAAUUAAAUUAAAAAAUAAGUACAAGAAAAUUACAUUAAUUAGGCUAUAUACAAGGGGUACAGCUACAGAGUCAAUGUGUGGGGGUACAGGUUAGUCGAGGUAAUUUGUAAAAAGUAACACUGUAUAGAUAAUAAACAACGAAUAGCAGCGGUGUAAAAACAAAAGCAGGGGUGGCCAUUUGAUUAAUUGUUCAGCAGUCUUAUGGCUUGAGGGUGGAAGCUGUUAAGGAGCCUUUUGGGCCUAGACUUGGCGCUUCGGUACCGCUUGCUGUGCGGUAGUAGAGAGAACAGUCUGACUUGGGUGGCUGGAGUCUUUGGCAAUUUUUAGGGCCUUCCUCAGACAUCACCUGGUAUAGAGGUCCUGGAUGGCAGGAAGCUUGGCCCCAGGCCUGUAGCAUAGCAUCUGUGUCAUCUGACCACUUCCAUAUUGAGCGAGUCACUGGCACUUCCUGCUUUAGUUUUUGCUUGUAAGCAGGAAUCAGGAGGAUAGAAUUCGGGUCAAAUUUGGCAAAAGGAGGGAGAGGUUUGUAAGCAUGUGUGAAGUAAAGGUGGUCUAGAGUUUUUAUUUUUUAUUUUUCUUCAGUGAAGGGAAAUCUUAAUGCUACAAUAUACAAUGAUAUUCUAGAUGAUUUUGUGCUUCCAACUUCAUGGCAACAGUUUGGGGAAGGCUCUUUCAGCUUGACAAUGCCCCCCCGUGCAUAAACCGAGGUCCAUACAGAAAUGUUUUGUUAAGAUCGGUGUGGAAGAACUUGACUGGCCUGCACAGAGCCCUGACCUUAAACACAUCGAAAACCUUUGGUAUUACUUGGAACGCAAACUGCAAGCCAGGCCUUAUCACCUAACAUCAGUGCCCAACCUCACUAAUGCUCUUUUGGCUGAAUGGAAGGAAGCAAGUCCCUGCAGCAAUGUUCCAGCAUCUAGUGGAAAGCCUUCCCAGAAGAGUGGAGGCUGUUAAAGCAGCAAAGGGGGAACUGUGGGUGCUAAUGUAAUAUACACUGCUCAAAAAAAUAAAGGGAACACUUAAACAACACAA